AGGAAAACGGGUGGACCGGGUAGAAGCGGAACGCAGGUGGAGUAGAGACGGUUGGGGCGUCCCCCGCCCUUGUCGUCCAGCCUCUGCCUCUUCCCAAGGAGGAGGAGGAGGCUCCUCGCUCCCGUUGACGAAACCGAGCCUGGCUGUGUCUCUCCGGGUUUAAUUUUAUCUCCGCUGUUGCCGCCGCGCCUGUCGUCGAUCGUCCUCUCCUCUCCUGGUGGUCGGGCUUGUCUUGAUCUCUUCUGCCUUUUGCUGGCUGGGUGCUGGGUUGCCGAGGUCGGAGACAAGAGCGAGGGAGAGGGAGAUGGAGUGCCUGCUGGGGCUGCUCAAAGUGAAGGUGGUGCGAGGGGUGAACCUGGCCAUCUGCGACCCCCUCACCCACAGCAGCGACCCCUACGUCGUCCUCCGCCUCGGCCAGCAGAAAGUGAAGUCAAGUAUAAAGUAUCACACAAUCAACCCAGAAUGGAACGAGGAGCUCACCCUAUCCAUCACAAACAUGAUGCACCCGGUCAAGAUUGAGCUCUUCGACCAUGACACGUUCACCAAGGACGACAGCAUGGGCGACGCCGAGUUCUGCAUCCUGGACUUCGUGGAGAUCGCCAAGCGGGACCUGAGCGACGUCCCCGACGGCACGGUGAUGAAGACGAUCCACCCGGAGAAGGCCAAUUGCUUCGCCACCGAGAGCCACAUCACGUGGAAGGACGGCAAGAUCUCCCAGGACAUCGUGCUCAAACUCAGGAACACCGAGACCGGCGAGCUCGUCCUGCACCUGCACUGGGUCAACAUCCCCGGCGUCGCGCGGUGAACCCUCGGCGGGACGGCGACGACGGCUGCCCAGCUGGUUUUACAUGAAGUAAAAGUAAUGUAAAUGUUGCUCUGUCUAUGAGGUAUCCAAAAUAAGCAAACAUCCUGACUCCUGCCUGAAGAGGUCAUGGGUGUCUAAUUUGUAAGGUAUUCGGAAGGCUUAUGCUACUGGGAGCAAUGCUCUGUUUUCAGUUUGGUUCUGCAUAAUUUUCUGCCUUUUCUUGAUCCACAGAGAUAUAUGUUAUGAAGGCAUUUCAAUUUCA
This is a messenger RNA of Setaria italica (foxtail millet), 1067 nucleotides long. Its product is annotated as protein C2-DOMAIN ABA-RELATED 5. NCBI's taxonomy places the organism in Eukaryota, Viridiplantae, Streptophyta, Magnoliopsida, Poales, Poaceae. The record is from RefSeq and is a predicted model, not a curated record. The transcript is spliced from 3 exons. Bases 305 to 805 code for a protein of 166 amino acids.